Messenger RNA from Gracilinanus agilis (Agile Gracile Mouse Opossum), 1899 nucleotides. Its product is annotated as selenoprotein N-like. The transcript is spliced from 12 exons. The record is from RefSeq and is a predicted model, not a curated record. Lineage: Eukaryota; Metazoa; Chordata; Mammalia; Didelphimorphia; Didelphidae. Gene Ontology annotation, biological process: calcium ion homeostasis; skeletal muscle fiber development. Gene Ontology annotation, cellular component: endoplasmic reticulum membrane.
UGCGGCCGUGGCCACCAUGGUCCGGGCCCGCAGCCCCGGCCGGCAGCCCCGCGGCCCUCCGGAUCCCUCAGAUCGCCUAGGCCGCCGGAGCCUGGUCCUGCUCGGUGGGCUCCUCGCCGCCAUCGUCGCCGCAGCUGUCCGGGGAUACGCGGGCUACAGGGAGGCCCAGGCCGCGGCGCUGCGGGAGGGAGCGUUAAAGUCCCUGGGAACAGAAGGCCUGUACCUGUUCUCCUCUCUGGAUUUAGACAGAGAUCUGUCUAUCAGCCCAGAGGAGUUCAAGCCAAUUGCCGAGAAACUCACAGGGGCAAUGCCUGUCACUGACUUUGAGGAAGAAGAGAAGUUGCCACUUGAUCCCAGUGAAACACUAUACAUAGAAGAGAACCUGUCCCCAGAGGAAAAGCUGUUCAUAGUAGCCCAAUUCCAGCCUUUGCUCCUGGAGACCAUGACGAAGAGCAAAGAUGGUUUUCUGGGGGUUUCUCAUCUUGCCCUGUCUGGGCUUCAGGAAUGGAGGACCCCCUCCUCACCACUCAUGGAAUUCUCUGCUCGCCAGUUCAAGCCUUUUCUGCCCCCUAGGAGUAACAUGGAGCUGGGAGAGCCCUGGUGGGUCAUUCCCAGUGAGUUAAGCAUCUUCACUGGAUACCUCUCUAACAACCGAUUCUACCCACCCCCUCCCAAAGGCAAAGAGGUCAUCAUCCACAGACUGUUGAGCAUGUUCCACCCAAGGCCCUUCGUGAAGACUCGCUUUGGGCCCCAGGGUGCAGUGGCCUGCCUCACGGCCAUCAGUGACUCCUACUACACUGUAGCCUUCAGGAUCCAUGCCGAGUUCCAACUCAACGAGCCACCCCACUUUCCCUUCUGGUUUUCUCCAGGACAGUUCACUGGGCACAUCGUUCUCACCAAAGAUGCCACCCAUGUGCGAGAAUUCAAGCUCUUUGUGCCUAACCACAGGUCUCUGAAUGUGGACAUGGAGUGGUUGUAUGGAGCUAAUGAAAAGAGCAACAUGGAAGUUGACAUCGGCUACCUCCCUCAGAUGGAGCUUGAAUCCCAGGGCCCCUCAGUGCCAUCUGUGAUCCAAGAUGAGAAUGGCAAUGUGAUUGACAGUCGCCUACCUUCUGGAGAACCCAUCCAGUUUGUAUUUGAGGAUAUUGUAUGGCAGCGGGAGCUCAGCUGGGAGGAGGCAGCCCGGCAGCUGGAGGUUGCCAUGUACCCAUUCAAAAAAGUCACCUACCUGCCGUUUACUGAAGCAUUUGACCGUGCCAAGGCUGAAAACAAACUAGUGCACUCCAUCCUGCUCUGGGGGGCCCUAGAUGACCAGUCCUGCUGAGGUUCAGGGCGGACUCUCCGGGAAACAGUCCUGGAAAGUUCGCCCAUCCUCACCCUCCUCAAUGACAACUUCAUCAGCAGCUGGUCCCUAGUGAAGGAGUUGGAGGAGCUUCAGAAUAACCAAGAAAAUGAGUUCCACAAGGAGCUGGCCAACCUACAUCUGGAAAAGUACAACUUCCCUGUGGAGAUGAUGAUCUGCUUACCUAAUGGGACUGUGGUCCACCAUAUUAAUGCCAAUUACUUUCUGGACAUCACUUCCAUGAAGCCAGAAGAUAUUGAAACUGGUGUCUUCAGCUUCUCCUCUACCUUUGAAGACCCAUCCACAACCACCUAUGCACAAUUCCUAAAGGAAGGACUUCGCCGAGCCCAACCUUUCCUUCAGCCCUAAGACCCCAACCAGAGGGGCACAGAGCUGGAUAAACUUUGUAAGUCCAAGCUGGCUUCUUUCAGUCCCCCGCUGUGACUGAAAUUCCCAUCAGCCACAAGGAUGGAUCUAAGCCAGAGUGGUUCUUGACACAUUUCAGUCCCACAGAACUGUCUCCCCAAAAUGAGCUACUGGCCUUGACCUCUUUGCAC